CCUAAAGAUGGUCCAAUGGGCAUGGUCUGAAGCCUCUCGUCAUCUCAAUAUGUUGAACCACCUGAUUUCUUGCAGGCUUGAGAUUCAGAUCCUGCUGAACGAUGUUAAGCAUUCGAUUAACCACAUGCAGGGGACGCUGAACACCAUGCAGGGGCAGUGUAUUGAGUUGCAGACUGCCAUAUCUAAGAUCAUCACAGCAGCCGAAGUUGCUGUGCAGAGGGAGGAGAUCCUCCGAGCAUCAGGCCUCAUCCCGUCACAGAGGGAGGAAAUGCUCCGAGCAUCAGGCCUCAUCCUGUCACAGAGGGAGGGUAUCCUCCAAACAGCCAGUGUUCCUGCACAGAGGGAGGGGAUUCUUCCAGCAGCUAACAUCACUGUGCAGAGGGAGGAGAUCCUCCGAGCAUCAGGCCUCAUCCCGUCACAGAGGGAGGAAAUGCUCCGAGCAUCAGGCCUCAUCCUGUCACAGAGGGAGGGUAUCCUCCAAACAGCCAGUGUCCCUGCACAGAGGGAGGGGAUUCUCCCAGCAGCUAACAUCACUGUGCAGAGGGAGGAGAUCUUCCGAGCAUCAGGCCUCAUCCCUGAAGAGAGGGAGGACAUCCGCCUCACAGCCAGUGUCCCUGCACAGAGGGAGGUGAUUCUUCCAGCAGCUACUGCAGCUACUGUCACUGUGCGAAAGGAGAAGAUCCUCCGAGCAUCAGGCCUCAUUUCUGCACAAAAGGAGUUGAUCCACCUGAUGGCCAGUGUCACUGCGCAGAGGAAAGGAAUCGUCCCAAUGGUCAGCGUCCCUGCGCACAGGGAGGGGAUCGUCCCAAAGGCUAGUGUCCCUGCUGAGAGGUUGGAGAUCCUCCGAGCAUCAGGCCUCAUCCCGCCACAGAGGGAGGGGAAUGUCCGAACAGCCAGUGUCCCAGCACAGAGGGAUGGGAUUCUCUCAGCAGCCAGCAUCACUGAACAGAGGGAGGGGAUUCUUCCAGCAGCUUCUAUCACUGUGCCGAAGAAGAAGAUCCUCAGAGCAUCAGGCCUCAUUCCUGCACAAAAGGAGUUGAUCCACCUGAUGGCCAGUGUCACUGCGCAGAGGAAGGGAAUCGUCCCAAUGGUCAGCGUCCCUGCGCACAGGGAGGGGAUCGUCCCAAAGGCUAGUGUCCCUGCUGAGAGGUUGGAGAUCCUCCGAGCAUCAGGCCUCAUCCCGCCACCAAGGGAGGGUAUCCUCCAAACAGCCAGUGUCCCUGCACAGAGGGAGGGGAUCUUCCGAGCAUCAGGCCUCAUCCCUGAAGAGAGGGAGGAGAUCCUCCUCACAGCCAGUGUCCCUGUGAAGAAUGAAAACAUUCAUCCACAACCACCUUCCAUCAUCCCCAUGUUGGCACCACUGUGGAAAUGGGAUGGUGGAGCGUGUACUCCACCUGUGGAUUUCUAUUCCAAGAGAAGAGGUCACUUAACCUUACCUAAUUAGUAAAGAAAUUACUAUUGUGAGAAUAAGUUGUGAUAGAUCAAAUGUAUGGCUCAUGUGAGUGUAUAGCUGUAAUACUUUCAUGCAUUUUCUACAUAAAAAUGUUUAGCUCCAUUGUACUUUUACAUUUGAGUCAUUUAGCAGACACUGUUAUCCAGAGCGACUGACAGUAGUGAGUCUAUACAUUUUCAUACUCCAGUGAAUCUCUCCAGGAUUUCACAUGGAUUUUUUUCAUAUUUGCGGAUAAAUAUGCUAGAUUUUGCAGCGACAAUUAUUACAUUUUGCAUUGCAAUAUGCAAUUGUUUUGUCCAAUUUGUUGCAAAAAUGCACUGACAAGGGAAAAAACUGUGUUGAUGUGUCGCUUGAUUGAACCAUAUUAUGCAGUAAAUGUGCGGUGAUUGGUUGAAA
Molecule: messenger RNA, 1849 nt
Organism: Oncorhynchus mykiss (rainbow trout)
Lineage: Eukaryota; Metazoa; Chordata; Actinopteri; Salmoniformes; Salmonidae
Source: RefSeq, a predicted model, not a curated record